CCCGGUUUGCUUCAAACUGCUUCCGGUGGAUGUUGAUGAAUCGAAGGGUAUUUCAUGAAACAGACUCGAACAUAAAUCAAAGUGCAAUCGUGUCGAUUGAUCCUCCUUCAAACUUUGGAGCUCCAAAUACUAAUAGAGAGGGCUUGUUAGGAAAAAAUCUCGCGGAUGAUGGUGGGGCGAGUUCGGACGACGCUAGGACACCGUUACAAUCGCCGAGAUCGCAAAAUACGAGUAGGGAGGAAGAGGAUGAAUCUUCGAAUGCUAACGAAUCGGAUACGAAAAGUCCCAGUCAAAGAUUCGACGAGGAGGAAACGUCCUCGGUGGAAAGGGAGUACAACCGGAAGUCGAGCGAGUCGGCCAAAGUGGCCACGCAGAGCUGGAAAAAUCUUCGGGCUGUGAUGGCGUAUUAUAAUUCGCUGCGCAAGAUUAAGAGAACGAAAUCGAAUCAAAGAUGGAUGAAACUCAGGACGACCGUACAGAUUUCUUCUGCUAUGCAAAAGAAACCUCCCUUAAAACGAGAAGACUCGUUUCUUCAGCGAUUUUCAACGAGACAAAUUCCGGAAGCUCAAGAAACCGUCGAAGAUACCGGAAGCGAAGGUAACGCGGGUGACGCACCCUCUAGCGGUGCUCGUAGGAGACGAAGGCCGCGGAAACAGCCGCGCACCGUCGUCAAUCCGGACGAAAAUUUCUAUUUUUACUGGUUGCUCAUACUCACCGUGUGCAUUUUGUACAAUUUAUGGACGUUGAUUGUGCGUCAAAGUUUUCCAGAACUUCAGCAAUUGAUUGGUAAUUUUUGGAUCGCUUGCGAUUCGUUGAGCGACGUCUUUUUCGUUUUGGACGUUUGCGUUCAACUUCGCACUGGUUACCUGGAACAAGGACUGAUGGUCUACGACUCUAGGAAGCUGGCGAAACACUACCUAACUUCACGUGCCUUCCUGUUGGAUCUUGCGGCCCUAUGCCCGUUGGAUUUGAUUCAAUUGAGAUUAGGGUCACAGCCUUUACUAAGAUGUCCCAGAUUUUUCAAGGUUUAUAGAGCUGUGAAUUAUUAUUAUAUGGUCGAGUCGAGGACGGUUUAUCCAAAUUUAUGGAGAGUAAUCAAUUUGAUUCACAUCCUGCUCAUUUUGGCGCAUUGGUUUGGGUGUUUUUAUUUCCUUUUAUCGCAAGCUGAGGGAUUUCAGGGUGAUUGGGUUUAUCCGUAUCGUCCAGGAGAUUACGCGACGUUAACAAGGAAGUAUUUGGGUUCUCUAUAUUGGUCAACGUUGACUUUAACAACAAUAGGUGAUUUGCCAACUCCGGAAACGAACGCGGAACAGACGAAUUCUGUGGACGGUCCAAGGUCACUGCCGCGUAGAGGCGUCAAAUCACGCCUUUUGCAGUUCAACAACAAUGGAGGGUACAUUUUUACAAUUGUUUCCUAUUUAAUCGGGGUAUUUAUAUUCGCGACGAUCGUGGGUCAAGUCGGAAAUGUGAUAACAAAUCGAAACGCGAAUCGCUUAGAAUUCGAAAGACUCCUAGAUGGCGCCAAGACCUACAUGAGGCAUCACAAGGUACCUGGUGGGAUGAAACGUCGAGUACUACGAUGGUACGAUUACUCAUGGUCGCGGGGUCGUAUUCAAGGAGGUGGUGAUAUCAACACGGCUUUAGGGCUACUUCCGGAUAAGUUAAAAACCGAAUUAGCACUUCACGUCAAUCUAAGCGUAUUAAAAAAGGUAACAAUUUUUCAAGAAUGCCAACCGGAAUUUUUGCGGGAUCUCGUCUUAAAAAUGAAAGCCUACAUCUUCACCCCGGGCGAUUCGAUCUGUCGCAAAGGCGAAGUCGCUCGGGAAAUGUUCAUAAUCGCCGAUGGUAUUCUCGAGGUGCUCAGCGAAACGGGGAAGGUCCUAACCACCAUGAAAGCGGGCGAUUUUUUCGGCGAAAUUGGAAUUUUAAAUUUAGACGGGCUCAAUAAGAGAACGGCGGAUGUUCGAUCCGUUGGCUACUCGGAGUUAUUCUCUUUGUCGCGGGAGGACGUUUUGGCCGCAAUGAAAGAUUAUCCGGAAGCACAAGAGAUUUUACAAGCUUUGGGGCGGAAGAGACUGAUGGAAGUUAAAGCUUCCGCUCGACAUCCACCCAAAGAUACCAAAGGAGAUCAUCAUCAUGGCGGUCACGCCCCAGAUCCGAGGAGUAUUGUUGGAAAAAUUAAAAAUGAAGCGAAAGGUCUUCGAAAUGCGUUAAGAAAAACGCGAACUCAUCGGAGAUCCCAAGAAUCUCUCGAAUUAGAACCCCUUCAUUCAUCGAAUAACGGAGGUGGAAAAGGAGUCUUAAAGCGAAUGUCGCGGGUGAAAUCGCACGAUUUAAGCCAAGAGGAUAAUCAAACGAAUAAUUCGUGUGAAGAACGAAGUAAUAACGACCAAGUUAGCUCUCCGUUAGGGGCGGGAUUGCCGCUGUUAGCCCGAUUAAGGCUCUUAAAAGAGAAGCAAGAGCAUGAAGAAAAACAUUUAUCAUCUCAACUUCCAGUUGCAUCACCGUCCAUUUUAUCGCCGUCUCCAUCCAGUGUUAAAAGCCCUCCUCCAAUUCCGGAAGAAGUGAAUCAAGGUGGAGUUCAACAGGAAGUGAUAGGAGCUGGACUUCCGCUUCUUCAACGACUUUUAUUAUUAAAAGCUAAAGAUGAAAAGAAUUUGGGUGAAAGCGAAAAUGUAACUCCGGAUGUAGGGAAAUUAGUGCCAACGCAAGGAAAAUCUAGUCAAAAACCUAAAAUUAGCUUUAAAGAUCGUUUAAAAAUCAUGAAUAAAGAUAACGAACGAGAAAAGAAUGAUCCCCCGUGGAGUAAAUUAAAACGAGCUGCAAUCGUAAAAGAAAACGUCGAUUUUCAAGCGAGUACCGAAAAACCAACUUUAAAACUUAACGAGAAAGUUUUAACUUUAUCGAGGAAAACGAAACAAUACCGAUCAAUCGAUGAUUUAUCCCCGGAAUACGGCGGACUUCCUUUCGUAAAAAAACUGAAAAUAUUAAACGAACGUCAAAAAUUAGAAGAAUUAGAGACCGUGAUGAAAACGAGAAGCUUUAGUUUGGAUAUACCCGAUAGUAAUCAAGAAACGAAUGAGAGUUUGACACGAUCACAAUCCGAAGGGUCAACAAUGCACCAUCAAACGGGGAAUAAAAAUCAAUUAAGUGCCAAUUUAUUGUUAGUGCCAAGCUCGUUAAAUUCCAGUUCCGAAUCGAACGAAACGCCCGAAAGAAGAAAUUUAAAAUCGAUUUUAAAAAAAUUAACCGAAACGUCAAACGGGAAAAACGAAAAAAAUUUUUUUCGCCGCCCCCAAGAUGCCAAAUCGACCUCGACGACGCACACGGAUCAACCAAAAACGCCACCCAAACAAGACAUAACCUCGGAUUCGGUUGAAUUGAAGAAAUUGAUGCGGGCCCCAACGAUCGAGGGAUACAUGGCAAGGCAUAGUAAGCUCUCAAAGAGUGUCACUUUUAAUAGGGACACUUUACAGAGUCCUCCGAACAGUGCCACAAUUGUCGGAACUAAUGGUAGCGGUGUAGGAAGCUUGUUUUCGUUUCAAUCGGAAAGGGAGCCAAUUGAGAAAGAAGGUAUGGAAAAAAGUUUUAAUAAAGAUGUUGUUAAAGAAGAUAUCGAAGAUGAUAAUAAAAAUAAAUUGGAAAAAUGCGGGAUUCAAUUGAUUACAACGUCGAAAACGAAUCAUCAAAUGAAAUUGAUUAAAACUUCCCUAGAAGAUGAGCAACACCAAUAUUUCGGGGACAUCGUUUUAGCAAUUAAACAAGUGAUGACGAAUCAUUUGCAAGAACUUCAAGAGAAAUUCCACAACCGUUUUGAGAGGCUAGAAGAUGAGAUUCGGAGGAGAGAUGAGAUUAUCAAUCAAUUAAGGAGUCAUAUUGUGGAGUUGGAACGGACGACGGAGGAGUCUUUAACGGAUUCAAUAGAAACGGUGAUCUCAACAUCUCGAGAACGAUCGCAUUCUUGGGAUGAUCGUAAUAAACGCGAAUCAGAGGAGCUUCGGGAAUUACCCGCAGAAACUUUAAAACCCCAUCCGGUUUGGUCAUCAAGAAGAAAAGUUCUUCAUCACCAUAACAACAAUAAUAACAAUAGAGGUGGUGGUGAAGUUGAAAUUGAAAUUGACUCAAACACGGAUACUGAAGAUGAUACGGAUGGGAAAAAUUCGUCUUCAGAACCUGAAUACUAUCAAAAUUCAAGUUCAAAUUGGGAAAUUGAACUUUUGGCCGCGCAAAUUCGCGAAGGGAGAGAGAGACGAUCGGCUAGUUUAGAUCCGAACUCGAGUAGACCGAUUCGGAAACGAUUUGGGAGGGGGAAUAGUGCUGAACAUAAAAAGGACUGAUAUCGAGUGAAGAAAAUUAUUUAUUUUUCUUUUAAUUUAAAUAUUUUUUUUUUAGAUUAAUCGAUUAAAAC
Molecule: messenger RNA, 4408 nt
Organism: Onthophagus taurus
Lineage: Eukaryota; Metazoa; Arthropoda; Insecta; Coleoptera; Scarabaeidae
Gene: Cngl
Product: Cyclic nucleotide-gated ion channel-like
Biological process (GO): monoatomic ion transport; transmembrane transport
Cellular component (GO): membrane
Molecular function (GO): protein-containing complex binding; intracellularly cyclic nucleotide-activated monoatomic cation channel activity
Source: RefSeq, a predicted model, not a curated record